Corythoichthys intestinalis (scribbled pipefish) is the source of this 2328-nucleotide messenger RNA. RefSeq names its product asparaginase and isoaspartyl peptidase 1 (gene asrgl1). NCBI's taxonomy places the organism in Eukaryota, Metazoa, Chordata, Actinopteri, Syngnathiformes, Syngnathidae. Gene Ontology annotation, molecular function: beta-aspartyl-peptidase activity; asparaginase activity. The record is from RefSeq and is a predicted model, not a curated record. Gene Ontology annotation, cellular component: cytoplasm. The transcript has 7 exons. The coding region runs from base 152 to 1081 and encodes 309 amino acids.
GAGAGAGAGCACAGAUUCGAUUUGAGAUUUAUUUAUUUAGCUUAGCUAGGCAAAGGAGGAGCAACGCUGUCAUGAGACAAGACAAGGAAGAGGUGCAAGGGGCAUUUCAAAUCGAUUCAGGUUUCCUUUCACUUUUGCAAAGGUGAUCAACAUGCUUCCUGUAAUAGUGGUCCAAGGGGGUGCUGGCACUGUGCCAAGUGAGAGAUCAGAGAAGUCCAAGGCUGGGGUUUGUGCAGCUGUUCGAGCUGGGUUUGCCAUCCUCCGGAGUGGGGGAAGUAGCAUGGAUGCUGUGGUUGAGGCUGUGACCAAGCUGGAAAAUGACCCCAAUUUCAAUGCAGGGUGUGGGUCAGUACUAACUACCAGUGGAAAUGUGGAGAUGGAUGCCAUUGUGAUGGAUGGUAAAACACUUGCAAGUGGUGCCGUCUCAGCUGUACGCAACAUAGCAAACCCUGUGCAGCUAGCAAGGCUGGUAAUGGACAAGACCAGUCAUAACUUUCUGACAGCACAUGGUGCUAAUGAGUUUGCCCGGGCCAUGGGAGUCCCAGAGGUGCCCCAAGAAUCCCUCAUCACCGAAUACUCUCGAAUGCGUUGGAGAAAGAACCUUGCACCUGAUGCUAACCCUGUGGAGUGCCAAAUGGGAAAGAUGGGCACUGUCGGAGCUGUGGCAGUUGACGCCGAAGGAAAUGUAGCGUGCGCUACUUCUACUGGUGGGAUUCUGAACAAGAUGGAAGGACGUGUGGGUGACACACCUUGCAUAGGAUGUGGAGGCUAUGCUGAUAAUCAGGUUGGAGCUGUGUCAACAACAGGCCACGGAGAGGCUAUAAUGAAGGUUACUCUUGCCCGACUUAUCCUGUUUCACAUGGAGCAAGGUCUGUCAGCAGAGGCAGCCUCUGAUUUGGGCCUGGAUUACAUGAAGUCUAGAGUGCAUGGAUUGGCUGGGGUGGUGACAGUGGAUCCCCAGGGUCACUGGGCUGCCCGCUUCUCCAGCCUUCAAAUGGCCUGGGCUGCAGCCCAGAAAGACACCUUGCACUAUGGCUUGUAUGCUGGAGAACACUUUACCAAAGGCAUUGAUGAACCGUAGUGAGAGAAAAUACAACACUCAGGGAGGUUUCCAAAUUUAUUUCUUGUUAUAAAAUUAAUAUAAACAAAAAGUUCUCUGGCUCUUUCACUCAACGAUCUUAGGAGUUUCAACUAUGCAUUAUGGACAUACAAUGAACGUAAAAUGUGAGACUAUAUAAAAAGAUUUACAUUAAAAUCUUAAACUUUAAUCUGAAGGAUUAUUUUGUAAGAAAUGUUUACAGUACUGAAUUUUAAAGUUAUGGUAGUUACAGUUUGGAGCCACUAGAGUUUGCUGUUGUAAACUAGAUAGUGGGUUGACAGUUCAGAUUUUUUUUUUUUUUUUAUGUCACUGGAUAUUGUCAUCUGAGAUUUUAUUCCGUCGCUAUUACCAAUUUGGGUGAAAAUCCCCUACUUCUCGAAAGUAAGUUCCGAAGUCGUUGAUAGUUAAAUAGUACUAUACAGCUGUCUGACUUUGGUCGGGCAGUGUGGGUUCAGUUCUCACUCGGUGAUGGUGUGAAUGUUUGUCGAAUGACUGCAUGUCUAUAUUGCCCCACAACUGACUGGUAAGUCAGCUUGGCUAGCCUUUAGCACCCUGCAACCAUGAACUGGAUAUGUGGUGUUGAAUAUGGAUGGAUUGAAAUUUCAUACAGGAGCUUUUACAGUGCAUGUCAUAAUCCAGAGAGUGUCAUUGUGAAACUUUUUGGUGGCCUACAAUCACACAUUUUUCAGUGUUAUAUAUAUAUAUAUGUAUAUGGCGGAAAACACAGACAAGACUGAAAAAGCAGUUUCUGCUCUUGCACUCUUUAAAAUAAACUGGUUUAUUUUAAGCCAAAAGAACUGUUGUGUUUGAUAGAGGAAUAUGUCUAUAUGAUGCCAUAGCAGAUUCAUGGUGCAUUAAGCCCCCAAACUAUUUUUAAUUUGUCCGUUUUACCCUAGAAAUCCCCGUUUACAGACGUCGCACAACCGCUUUUGUUUCAAACCAGCCAUAAAACGAAGUAUUCAAAAUGUCAUUUUUAGCUUAGAAUCAUCAAUUGAUGUCUAAUAUUUCGUUAAAAAAAAAAAAAAAAAAAAGACUAAAAAAUUAUUCACUUGCAUAAUUUAAACUACGUCACAACGAAAAAAUGUGCAAAAAUGUCACGGAUAGCUUACCUUAUAAAUAUCGCUUAAAUUUUUUUUUUUUUUUUUUUGUUACCGUCACAUUUUCUCCGAUUUUUUAGAUGAUAAAUAAUAGAUCCAAACAAAACAAAAACAUUUAAAACGGUAAAUACA